Messenger RNA from Siniperca chuatsi (mandarin fish), 5282 nucleotides. RefSeq names its product sprouty related EVH1 domain containing 3 (gene spred3). Gene Ontology annotation, molecular function: protein kinase binding. Gene Ontology annotation, cellular component: membrane. Lineage: Eukaryota; Metazoa; Chordata; Actinopteri; Centrarchiformes; Sinipercidae. The transcript has 8 exons. Bases 424 to 1962 code for a protein of 512 amino acids. Gene Ontology annotation, biological process: negative regulation of MAPK cascade; multicellular organism development. The record is from RefSeq and is a predicted model, not a curated record.
ACUCCCAAACUGAUUAUAGGAAGAUCAGGCUAAAAAUAUUUCCAUUUCGCUUACAACACAAACCAGGCAUAACCUACCCGCAGGCAGGCUAACGUACGCUAGCUAUGUUAAGCUUGUGUAAAGUUACGUUUCUCAGUUCACAGAGUAAAUGCUAACAUGAGAUAUCUGUUGUGCUCGCUUGCUAAAAAAACAACACCUUUGUUACAUGAUGUAGCUACAUAAACAUGCACCGCAACCAUCCAAAAGUAGCUGUCCUUGGUGCUGAAAUAUUAGUGGCCUUACGUCCCCAAAUUGAUGGAAGGAGCGAGUACAUGUGUGAUUGAGUCACAGCAGAUUUCCUAGUGGUCUAGAGUCCAGAAGGCUACGGAGCAGCACCUGGACCUGGAUCUGGAGUUUCCCCGUGUGCGUGUUCGUGCAGUGGUGAUGACACGUGAUGACUCCAGUGGCGGUUGGGUGCCCCUUGGAGGCGGCGGCCUCAGUCAUGUGGUCAUAUGUAAGGGGCGGAGUCAUGACGGCAGGGGGCGGAGAGAAUACAUCAUACGUGGAGAACGGCUGCGAGAUCGAGCACCAGUGUUGGAGUGUGCAGUGCAAAGGGGGUUAGUGUACAACAAGGUGAACCCCAUCUUCCAUCACUGGCGAGUAGAGGAUCGAAAGUUUGGCCUUACGUUCCAGAGUCCUGCCGAUGCCAUCUCCUUUGAGAAAGGGCUGCAGACUGUCAUAGACAAGCUCGAUAGAGGCUCUGACUCGCCCUCGUCCUCCACACCAGAAGAGGCAGACACCGAGGAUGAUGGACAAGCUUCCCAUACAGGAAGUGAGUCGUCAUCCAACAGCAGAAAGGAGAUGCUUCCCAAACCCAUCACCAUAGUGACGAGCGAAUCGUCGUCGACCUGCUUUGUGCGGUCAGAAGAGUUUAGUUUUGGAUCCAGCCAUGCCGUCACCACUCAGACACCUGCUCAGAUCCACACCAGGCCAGGACAGCACCAGCUCUCACAAAUGACGGCUGUGUUGAAUCCCCCUUCGCCCCCGCCCCCACCUCCUGCUCCACCUACUCCUCCUGUGGGUCCCCCGGCCUCAUCUCCUCUGUCCCCCCUCUCACCCACCAUUUCUCUGCUGGAGGAGGGAGACCUGCGCAGUGUGGAUCCUUGCAAAGAUCUGUGGGGUUCUCGAGGUUAUGAGGACUACAGACGGGCGGGGGCCACCAGGACUAUGGUCGGGGGGCUGACCGGGGGUGUGGUUGUCAGUGGUGGAGGGAGUCUGCAGGACAAGUCAGAGUUGUGCGUUGUUCGCUUCGAGAAGGAGCUGGCAGGAGUCGGGACGGCAGGCUGCGAUGUGACAGUGAGCCUGGACAGUAAAGCUUCCCAGCGCCUGUCGUCGUCAUCGCCCACCUGCAUGUCCAUGCCCAACGCUGUGUCAGGCGUGUCCUCAGGUGCCGGCUCACCCCAGGAGACGGGCAAAGGCUCGCCCUCUCCGUGCUGCAUCCACACCUCAUUGGCCACGCCCCGGUCGCGGACUCGUAAGAGAGGAGGGGGGGCCAGCAGCAGCAGCGACCCGGGGGUAAUCUCCCCCGACGACGACAGCCCGUGUCCUCAGGCUUCAUCGUCAUGCUCAUCUCGCUGUGUGUACUGCCGCUCUGUUUUCAGCGCUUCGGAGAACGGGCGGGGCCGCUGCAGAGAUGCCCCAGACCCGGCCCUGCACUGCCUGCGCCAGUGGACCUGUGUGUGGUGCGCAGAGAGUCUGCUCUACCACUGCAUGUCGGACUCUGAGGGAGAGUUCUGGGAGCCUUGCUCGUGUGAUGACUCGAUGGGGGGCCACCCACACCCCCUUUGCUGUGCCCGCUGGUUGGCCCUGCUGGCCCUGUCGCUCUUCGUGCCCUGCAUGUGCUGCUACCUGCCUUUGCGCGCCUGCCUGAGGUGUGGGGAGAGGUGUGGCUGCUGUGGGGGAAAGCACAAGGCGGUCCGAUGAGGCCAGGCUAUGGGGUGGGAGGGGUUCCCUGGACCAUGGAGGUCUGGGUGUUGAGAGGAGAGAGCACCUGUAGGGAUGUAGGAGGUGGAGCUUAGCAGGUGGAACAGUGCUCUCAGUAGACCCAGAUCUCUUACGUGGCCCUCCAAAGCCCCAUGGCCUUCCACUGCAUUCCGCUCUUUCUCUUUUCAACCUGGGGCCUUCCUCACUGGUCCAUGCCUGCUGAAGGUGCACUGCACUCAGACCAGGCUCUGUGGGAGUCAUCUGGAGCCUUCAUAGUGGAUUUACUGAGGGUUGGCUGAUCUAGAGUUAGCGGUCAGAGACUUUAUCACAGGAAGAGAGUGGCAGAGGCAACAAUGAUGUGUACACUGUUUCAAAUGUCUGUUUGUUUGUUUUUUUAUUUAGAAAGAAAAACACAAAAACAAAAUAUGUUUAUAUAUAUGAUUGUUAUAAUUUUAAUUGGUAUAUUUUAUUAAAUGUAAAACAUAUUGACAGAAUCCCCCAAUGGCACACACUAUCACGUAUUCACAAACAUGAGAUCUUGGGGAAGUUUUUUGUUUCAUGUUGGCCUGUUUAUCAGUCAGAUGAACAGAUGUCACCCUUUACCUCUAAUUUUACCUCAGAUGUUACUCAAACUCUGGUUAAGAAAUGAAAAAGAGGAGGGGGAGAAAGGUUUGGAGAGAGUGAGCACGAGUGAGUGCAGUCUCCAAGAAAGUAUGAGCAUCUGAGACCACUAGUGUUGUCUUUUGGUUUAAGGAGUAGACCACAGUGGGAAGAAAGGUUAUCAAAUGCAAAGGGACAAUUAUUGUUAAGGGAAGUUGCAAUGACAACCACAAAGACUUAAAAGUCAUAAUGUGAUUCAUUAUGGUCCUUUGUAACCAAACACAAGGUAAUUUUUGUUUUCUGAACAAAACAAAAAAAAAAUCAAGAAUGUGUGUCGAACAUUAAACACCCUCACUUUACACAUAUUUUCCAUCUUUCCAUGUAUUUUCAAUAUUAAUCAUAGAAAACAUCACAUCCCACCACUGUACUUGUUGAAUCAGUCAAGGUGCUUACAACUGAGGCCUCUGAGCGAGUCUAUUCUACCUAAUGUACACAAAUGACCGUGCAGUCCCAACCCCAAAGAAAAACAAAACAGGACCCCGUGCUAACCAAUCUGUAGAUGUGUCUAGGCCUUUGAAUUAGAUGCCACCAAAAAAAAAAUUAAGUGCAAUGAACAAUGUAUUUGAAGAGUAUUUUUGUACCAGUUGCUAACGUUAGGAAAAACUAAACGGAAAUCUAAAAGUGUUGGAACUGAAUACUGUAAUGUGUUAUUGUGUUCGAUAUCAAGCAGAAAAGAUAAAUAGGAACACAAACUUGUCUUUGAGCAGCAGCACAUAGCUCACAGGUGUGACAUUUAAACGUGCGUGCUGUAGACUGUUGACCUUGUGAUAAGGAAAGAGACCCAUUAACUUGAAAAAGAUGAAUGGCGGUAGGUCUUUGUUUGGGCACAGUGGCAGAUGUGUUUGCUGAAUGUUGCUUUAAUUAUGAAGUCAAAAAAAAGCUGCUAUUUUAACUCUUGUCCUAACCCUAUUAAAACGUUCCCGCUGCCUCUUAGCAAUCAAUGAGGUGGUGUGGCAGAGUCAAACAAUCCUUCAAGUUCUUAUUCCGCCUAAGGUGCUGACUGAGGAUGCUAAAGAGUGUGUGAGGAAGGUUUUUGUAAGUUUACAGCUGGGCUUAAAGAUAAAUUCAGACAUUUAAAACAAAAUGCUUCUGGUGAUGUACCUUGCAUUUCUGUGUCUAUUUUGCUGAUUGGUGGUAUAUUUUUCUACUUCCAGUUAAUAACUGGCCAUGGACAGAUUAAAAGCUAUUUCCAUCACAGCUCCAACAUAUUUUGUUAACAAUGUUUUUCAAAAAUCUUGAUAUGUCAACAUAAACAUCAGGUUUUUUGUGUAAGUCCCUCAGAAUCAAAGAGCAAGGGCCUUUUGUACAGCCUCCACUUUGCACCAGUGUUUAACAAUCAUGCAAGGUGAAAUAUAUUAUCAAAGAGGUAGAAACCAGUUACUCUACAGAAAUUUAUUUUAAGAUCACUUCUUUUUUUUUAAUAUCCCUAUCACUGUUGUUAUUGGUCUCUUGAAGAACCAACUACUGCAUGCAACAAGCUCACGCCUGGUUUUCUGUGACUUGUUGAAAGAUUUCCUAAAAAAUUUAAGAAAUCAGAAAGCAAGGCAGAUGUUGAUUACGCAGGUUGAGUAAAAACGGGAACACUGAAAAAUAAAUAACAAAUAAUCUCAAAAUAACUCAUGAAAUGCACUGAGCAUCGUAGAAUGAUGAUAUCCUAACAGUGUGAUAGAAUAUGUGGUGGGAUUUGUCUUUUAAAUCCAGAGGCAUUUUUCUCUAAAAAAUUAAAGAUGGGAGUACAUACAGUACGCUCUGUAUAAGGAAACCAGUGUUCACUAGUUUACUACAGUGUCAUAUCUCAAAUGGAGGAUCACCUGGUAAAUCUUGAAUUAUGGCAGAAUGAACUUUUCAGAAGCUUCACCAGAUUAUUUACAUUUUAGGUUUAGCCAAGAACUUCCAAAGUGACUUAAAAUGAGUGAACAGGCAGUAGGGUUCAGAGUCAGGACACACGACUGCUGAUGAACACGACCCUUGACCUCUCGGUUAUGGGACAGUUGUCUUCAUUGCUAGGCCAGCCUGCCAACAAUGUUGGCAAAAAAGACCUUCUGUCACAAUGGCAGGAAACACAAACUCAGUCGGUCACUAGACUGCCAUUCCCUGAUCCUAAAUUAACCCUUUGUCGUCCCCCACACCCCACCCCACCCCACCCCACCCACACACACUCUCCCCACAAUUCUGCAAUGCAUAGACCUGCACACAGACACACACGUUCACUCAAUGGUGCAGAUAUACAGAACUAGUAAAGCCAUUGCACAGUUUGCUACUUCUGGUUCAGAAAUGGUGUUAAGAGUACAGUACUGACAGUCAUGCGAUCACAAUUGCAGGCCCCAUUCUUACAUCUUAAUAAAUGUGCCUUUUGAUUUGAGUAAUCAAUAAUUUAUGAUUUCUAAGUAACUCUGUGUUAAGUACUAUUUACUUUUUGGGUUAUUGAUUUCUGCCAAUGUGCAUAUUUUCAAAUGUACGUAUUUAUUAGUUUGAAAGUAAUUAAUGAGAUAUUAUCUGUUUAUUUAUUUAUUGAGAUAUUUAUUCUGAUUCUUUAUUUUUUUGAGACCGGUUUUUAUCUUCCGUGCUGUCUUACUUCUGACUUUGUGCCAAUGUGCUGCUUUGAGGUGUUACAUAUCGUGGGUUUGUAUCAUUAUUAAACCCUCACUCUAUAUUUUAAA